AUGAGAAUAUUCUUUACUUAAUAGACCUUAUAACUUAUAAUAUAUCAGAAAUUUAUAAUUUUGGUACAGAUGCUUAACCAUAUUUUUAUUAUGUUACUAAUUUUUACACUCCAUUAAUUGCUUUUAAUGAUAUUAUUUAUUUUUUAAUUUUUUAUGAAGACUGCUAGCCUUUUUCUAUCAGCUAAAGAAAAUUUAUCUACAAAUCUGUAACUAUGCAAUUCUCUAUAUUUGACUAUCCUUACUUUAAUUACAAAAAAACAGGAGAAAUCUUCAUAUUUUACUAGUCUCUUAUUUAUGUCUAUAGCUUUGAUUUAUCUCAUAACCAACAAUAUAAUUUCGGAAUAAAUUAUCCAAAAAGCUUUAAUGAUAAUACAAUUUAAGUUUUUAAUGACAGAUAUGUUUUUUAUUAUGAUCAAAGCUAUUUUUAUAGAUUCGACAUGGAAUUAAAGGAAUUUACAAUAAUGCAUGCUAAAACUGAUGUCGCUUUGUAUGGAAAAAAUGCUAUUUAGUUUUAUUUUUUAGAUGAAAAUUUGUAAUACAUCAAAAAAUCUAAUAAUAUAAUAGAUACAAAUAAUAUGGUUAUUAUUAUGA
Messenger RNA from Tetrahymena thermophila SB210, 591 nucleotides. Its product is annotated as transmembrane protein, putative. NCBI's taxonomy places the organism in Eukaryota, Ciliophora, Oligohymenophorea, Hymenostomatida, Tetrahymenidae. The record is from RefSeq and is a predicted model, not a curated record. The transcript has a single exon.